CGAAGAGUAGUCCGUCAGUGUACAGUUCCGCGUUAAUAAGAAUGAUACUUGUCGUUCGACUCGAAAGGAUCGAAUCCGCGGUGAGAAAAUGCGGCUAAGUGUUCGACCAAAUUUCAGUGCGAAUCACGGAUAUUGACGAAACUCGUGAGUGUUUCGGAUGCAACACUUUGUUGUCGACUCUCGACCGGUUUAAAUCUCGAUCGGUCGAGCCGAAGUUUCGAAAGCAUCAACGCCGUCGCGAAGAGGUGAGAUCGAUCGGAAGGAAUGUGCACCACGGAAAUGACGGAAUCGUACACGAUGUCACCGUCGACGACGGUGUCCUCGAGCGCCACGACGCCUGGCUGCUUGGGAUCGCCGAUCCACCGACGGACGCCUUGCAGAGGGUCCCCGGGCCGGGGCGACGUCCAGGACGACGAGGACGAGAUCUCCGUGGGUUGCCCUAGCCCCUUACCCCUCGUCGUGGUCGCGCCCACCGCGGACGAGGAGGAACGGUUGUCCCAAUCGAGGGAGGAAUACGUGGACAGACUGAGCCCGCGAAGGAGUUACCCCAGGGAGUCGGUGAUCGCCGACGACGAGGACAGUUACUCGCGCGGUGGCGAUUACAGGAUGUCGAACGGGAGAGGGCUUCGAGUCCACGAGGGUAGCGGCGGUGAUUCCGUGACCACGUUGAGGGACGAGGAAGAGGAGGAGGAGGACGACGAGGAAGUGAACAGUAGGACUAGCAGUAACGGUGCUUCGGGGGCGGGUGCCGCGGACGAUUACUUCAAGCCUCUGAAACGUUUGAAGAUGGUGCAGAUGCAGCACUCGGACGAGGAGGACGAGAGGGACAGGGACACGAACGAGCGCGGGGUCAAGUCUUUCAGCAUACUGGACAUCUUGUCGCACAGACCCAAGGCGAAGAUCGUGCGCCCUUGGGACACGGUCGAGUCGAAUCACCACCAUCUCAACCACCAUCACCAUCACCGCCAUCACCUGCAGCAACAGCAGCAGCAACAGCACCACCAGCACCACCUUCACCACCACCAUCACAAUCAUUCCACGCCGCCCAGGGAUCUGUCCCUGAUGGGCAUGUCUCUCGCGUCUAUGUCGGCCGGCUCGAUCAGCGAGCCACCUCUCAGCAGCUCGUCCUCGUCCGGCAGGAGUUCCGUCUCCGAUUCCGGAAGCCCGGAUCCGUUGGGCCAUCAUCAUCACGGUAUGCAUCAUGGUAUGCAUCCGGGCUUGCAUCAUCCGGCGUUGCAACAGCAGCAACAGCAGCAACAGUUCAAGAGGAAAACGUCGCAGCAGCACGGCUCUCAGAGCGGGCAUCAUGGGAAGAGGACCACAGGGCAGGGGAGUCCUUUGGACGCGUUGUUCCAGAUGACCAGCAAAACUUUCGACGCCGGUGAGCACAGUCAAGAACAAGCAAAUCACUUGAACUUGUUUAACAACCGGCAGCAACCGAAGAAGAAGCGCAAGAGUCGAACAGCAUUUACGAAUCAGCAAAUCUUCGAGUUGGAGAAACGAUUCCUGUACCAGAAGUAUUUGAGUCCGGCCGAUAGGGACGAAAUUGCUGCGCAAUUAGGAUUGAGCAACGCUCAGGUGAUCACGUGGUUCCAGAAUAGGCGAGCAAAGCUCAAAAGAGACAUGGAAGAGUUGAAAAAGGACGUGCAGACAGUGAAUCCUCUGUUAGUCGCUCAACAUCACAAGACAUUUUUAGAGAACGUUCAAGAUCUUGGAAUCCUAAAGAAACGACCCUUGCCGAGCAUGGACGAGAAGUCGUAGGGAACGAGACGCCUCGAUGCUCGUCGUUGAGGGAAAAUCGUGAUUUCUUAAAAUUAGAGGCUUACACAGGAAAAACUGUCUAUUGAUCUAGAGAGAUCGCUUGUCGAUCGUAGUAAACGUUUUCUAUAAUGCGAUCGUAUAAAAUUACG
Apis laboriosa (Himalayan honeybee) is the source of this 1910-nucleotide messenger RNA. RefSeq names its product lateral signaling target protein 2 homolog. Lineage: Eukaryota; Metazoa; Arthropoda; Insecta; Hymenoptera; Apidae. The transcript is spliced from 2 exons. Gene Ontology annotation, molecular function: DNA binding; DNA-binding transcription factor activity, RNA polymerase II-specific. Gene Ontology annotation, biological process: regulation of DNA-templated transcription. The record is from RefSeq and is a predicted model, not a curated record. Bases 265 to 1761 code for a protein of 498 amino acids.